CGGUCUUUGAAGGGAGGCAUUUGUGUGAAGGAAUGAACAUUGUCUCCACCUGUUUUAUGGGUUGUAUACUCAUUCCUUAAGAAAAUCCGCACUUCAUAUAUAUUUUCUGGCCAUCGCGAACGAAAACCGACACUGCCUUGUUGCUGACCCUUCAAAACUCCCGCUCCGGGGCUCCGCACAUGUCCGCUUCGUCACGGCUUCAACGAUUUAUUCGACCGACACUAAAAGUCCAGCUCCUGUAGCUUCCAUCUAAAUCACGCAAAUCACGCAUCCAAUUUCGACCCUUGACCGCAUCUCUGACGGUCCCUCUGUGUCCUCACCCAACAACACGAUACGGAAACCAGGAACUGUCAUCUCCAGACGAUAAGCCGAUUGCGACAGCACCUCAACUGAAACACCAUCUUAUGCACAUUCCGCCCAAGUCAGCGCAAUCUUCAUGGUACUAGCCCGAGUGGCUGAAUACUUCUUCCCGUCGGAAUCGAAUGACAGCACCGUCCUGCUCACUCACUUCGACAAUGGGCAUACUAUGUCCGAUCCUACGAGACGGAAGGCAGAAAGCCUUCCCUCGGAUAAGUCACAAUCGACCCUCACACCCGCGGCGGAGAUAGACUCGAAUGGUCCUGAUGGCGAAGCUUAUCGUCCUCCCUAUAUCCAUGCAAUGCUGGCAGGCGGUCUGGGUGGGACGAUGGGGGAUAUGUUGAUGCACAGUCUGGACACGGUCAAAACGCGGCAACAGGGAGACCCACACCUGCCGCCCAAGUACACGGGCAUGGGCAACACAUACUACACCAUUUUCCGACAAGAGGGUGUCUGGAGGGGUCUCUAUGGUGGAGUCACGCCUGCAUUUCUGGGGAGCUUUUCAGGGACCGUGGUGUUUUUCGGAAGCUAUGAAUGGUUCAAGAGGAGGCUCAUCGACUACGGUCUAAAUCCCUCCGUUGCGUACAUGUCGGCAGGGUUCUUGGCCGAUCUCGCUGCGAGUCCAUUGUAUGUGCCCUCCGAAGUCCUCAAAACACGGCUUCAGCUCCAGGGACGAUACAACAACCCCUUCUUCACAUCUGGCUACAACUAUCGAUCAUCCAUGCAUGCAUUGCGCACCAUCUACCGCACCGAAGGAAUUGCUGAAUUAUUUUCUGGAUACAAGGCGACACUGUUCCGAGAUCUCCCCUUCUCCGCACUGCAAUUCGCAUUCUAUGAACAGGAGCAGAAAUGGGCCAAACAAUGGGUCGGACCCGGAAAUGAGAUUGGACUCCCUUUAGAGAUUCUGACCGGUGCGAGCGCUGGAGGAAUGGCUGGUGUGCUCACAUGUCCGAUGGAUGUUGUCAAAACUAGGAUACAGACGGAGCUGGAUCCAAGCAUCUAUGCUGCGGCUCACAAAGGUUCGGGGCAGAAUGCACCACUCGCUUCUGAGGCCCAUCCACUGCCCGUUCAAAGCUCGCAUCGGCCAUCAUCGGCACCACUUAGCGCCUCAUCUCAAACGCGCCCAAUUUCCACAUCAGGCCCAAGCACCGUCCUCAAGCAUCACGGCCAAGUGAGCCUCGACACAGAGUCCGUCUUCAAAGCGCUACGGAUCAUCUACAAGAGCGAGGGACUUGCAGGGUGGUUCCGUGGUGUCGGGCCCCGAGCCGUGUGGACCAGUGUGCAAAGUGGCACCAUGCUGGUCGUGUAUCAAAAUCUCUUGCGUUGGUUCGACAGCAAUCCUUUGGUCGAGAUAGACGAUGGCGAUGGUUUGCGGAGCCUAUGAGCCGGUUUCUGUCGCCGUGUGUUGUGGCUGCUAUCGACCCAGGCUGGCAUGAGCAUCUCUCCUUCUCUCCCUCUCCCAUGUAAACUAUUUUCCAUGCAUCGAUAGAUCUGUCGGAUAGCAUUUCUCCACAUAGACUUACUUUCCAAAAGAAAAUGACUUCCAUUUCCAAAAAAACAAAUAAACAACCACCGUUGUGCUC
Molecule: messenger RNA, 1940 nt
Organism: Dissoconium aciculare CBS 342.82
Lineage: Eukaryota; Fungi; Ascomycota; Dothideomycetes; Mycosphaerellales; Dissoconiaceae
Product: mitochondrial carrier
Exons: 1
Coding region: 437-1741 (434 amino acids)
Biological process (GO): magnesium ion export from mitochondrion
Molecular function (GO): magnesium ion transmembrane transporter activity
Source: RefSeq, a predicted model, not a curated record